Messenger RNA from Plutella xylostella (diamondback moth), 3713 nucleotides. Lineage: Eukaryota; Metazoa; Arthropoda; Insecta; Lepidoptera; Plutellidae. The record is from RefSeq and is a predicted model, not a curated record.
AAUGGGACCACCCCUGAGCUCAACCCAAUACAUCAAAAAAAGAUUUUAUUGGCUGAGUAAUCGAUGAACAUACAUAAAAAAAAACAUACAUACAGACGAAUUGAGAACCUCCUCCUUUUUUGUCGGUUAAAAAGAGGGUCUUAAUAAUCUGGAAUUUAUAGUUAUGUGUGUGUCGAAGCAAUAAAUCAAUGCAUAAUGUUUAAGUAUAGUUAAAUUAUGGUUAAAUGGUCCCUGCAAUAUUUUUAGAUUUACUAAUGUAAAGAUUUAUGAAUAAAGUUACCUACAGGGUGGAACUUUAUCAGUAAACUUCCCGAAGGCAGGUGACUCUACCCGACAAACUAAGCAACUUUCAAUAUUCCAAACAUUUUGGUUUAGUAGGUAUUUAACUUUACUAAGGAAAAGCUGGAUUUUUUUGCCAGAGUUGGUCCCAUAAUGAAAGUUGCUUGGUAUGUCGGUUAGUCACCUGCCUGCGGGAAGUUCACUGAUAAAGUUCCACACUGUAUAUGUUUAAAAAGUAGAUUCCAAUAUAUACCAAUGUUAUUGGUUUUCUUUAAAAAAAACAAUAGUUUUUUUAAACCACACACCCCAUCUCUAUCACCUGAGUUAAAAAAAUAUGAAUUAGCGUCCCGCGCAAAUUUGAAAAAUAACUCAUUAUUCGAGUCAUUCGGAAGUUCGGAACUAUUGGAACGGAAGCAAUUUCUUCUUAUAUGUGAUUGUCCCCGUAAAGUCCCUGUAAAUUGUUAAGAUUAAUUAGUGUUUGCAGGUAGAAUUACCUAAAGUUCUAUUAGACUACGAGUAGAAAGUGAUUAGAGACAGUGAAGUUUUCAGGCAUUCCCUAAACAGAAGUUUAUACCUACGUGACUUUUUAACUAAGCCUUCGGUGGUGUUUUUUUAAAGUUUGGCAAAGAAAAACUAGAAUGCCGCGUCCUAGUUUUAAAAAGUCAAUUGUGUGGGAUUUUUUUGACUUAGCACCUGACAAAAAAACAGUGUGUUGUAAAUUAUGUAAAAAAACUUUUAUUAAUCAUAAAAAUACCACAAAUUUCAAACAACACUUAAAAAGACUUCACCCAAUCCAAUUUCAACGAGAAGAAGACGAGAGGCAAGGUUAGUAUUGUUUUUAAUUUAUUUUUAAACCCGCUAAUAAGAGUGAUUUUUUGUAGGUUUCAUUAUAAUAUGUAUGUGUGUGUAUGGUAUAUUGCCAGGUAGGUUGAAAUCGGAUAGCUACAAUUCAUACCUUCAUAGUUUAUUUAGGCUGAGCAUUGAAUGCAUUAAUGCAUAAUAUAAAGAAAGUUAAGUACCUACCUAUUUCUUUCUGGUGUGCAACUAAAGCUUAAUUCUAUCCUCUAAUAAAAAGGUUUUUUUAAUAAAAAAAAUCUACAGAGCCCUUAUGAAAAAAAUUACUACGCAUCGGGUUUGUAAUAUUGUCUAAUUCCUUCAUACAAUGAUUUUUUUACAUGCCGAGGAGCCAGUUAUUGUAACUAGUGACGUGAAAUAAUUCCGAUAUACUUACCGAUAAAGCAAUCAAUCGAUUUUUUUUGUUAUCGAUUUUAAUCGAUUACCUACAUGUUUGAACAUGUAACAACAAAAAUACAGGUCAAAAUUAAUAAUUGAGCUACCUUCGAGUCUUCUGUGUAUUCCAUUCCUCAUAUAGGUACUAAUACAUGUUUUUAUUAUUUAGGUACUACGACUAAUAGUCAGAGAGACCAGGAGAUUGUUACUCCAAGUACUUCGCAUGCAACGGCAGUGCCAAUUCAAGUUGCUCAUAACGAAGAAGUAAGAGACGAUACCAGUAAUCUCCAAGAAAACCGAAGUGGUGGCGCCAAAAGGAAGAAACAGCUCCGAUUGUGUGCUGUCGACAACACUCGUGAUCUUACGGACGAGCAAAUAAGUGACAUCGAUGAAGCUGUGCUAGAUAUGAUUGUCUUGGACUAUCAACCGUUAUCAAUUGUCGAAGAUGUUGGCUUUAAAAUAUUGGUUAACAAACUUAAUAAAAAAUAUACUCUUCCUUCAAGAAGAACUUUAUCCGAAAAAUUGUUGCCAAGAUAUUAUAUGCGGAUUAAACAAGAACUGCAAAAUUCCCUUCACCAGGUAGAAUACAUCAGCGUCACCUGCGAUUAUUGGAAAGGACAAAAUAACAGAACUUAUUUGAGCAUGACUGGGCACUUCAUCCUCGAUUUUUCACUGCAGUCAAAAACUUUGGCGACUGUCGAAGUUAAAAUAUCCCACACAGGUACUAACACUGCUGCAGCGAUAACUGAAGUAUGUAACGAGUUUGACAUUUUGAGUAAGGUGGUGACUGUCGUUACCGAUAGCGCCGCCAAUAUGAAAAAGGCAAUCAAUGAUGACUUGCAAAAGCAUCAUCAUCCAUGUGUUGCCCACACGGUCAACCUCACAGUAAACGACGCCAUUGCUAGUGUAGAAGGGCUAAAAGAACUUCUGCUAAAGUGUAGAACAAUAGUCACUCACUUUAAGCAAAGUUCGGUAGCUUCCUACAAGCUGAAAGAGAAGCAAGGCGAGUUAAAUCUCACAGAGCUUGUCUUAAAACAAGAUAUUGUGACAAGGUGGAAUUCCACAUAUAUUAUGUUAGAGCGAUUACUGACUCUGAGGCAGCCCAUCUGUUUGGCACUGAUGGAACUAGACAGAGCUCCAGAAAACCUCAGUGCGGAUGAUUGGACGGUGAUCAAAGAUGUAUUGCCGAUACUGCAGCCCUUUUUACAGUUAACGGAGGAGCUAUCAGGUGACAAAUACGUAACUAUGUCGACCAUCGUUCCCCUCAUAAGAGGCUUAAGACUAGCUAUAAGGGAAGCUUCUCCUAUAUCAUUUAUAGGGCAAUCCUUACAAAUUUCUUGCGUGGAUUACGUGACUCGUCGUCUUGGUUCGAUAGAAUCCAAUAAAAUUGUGGCUAAGGCUACAUUUCUUGAUCCACGAUUCAAAAAAGCAGCAUUCGGCCAAGACGACAACGCACGUAAUGCACAGCAGUGGGUAACGGAGGAGUUAACCUCAUUACUAGCUAGGCACAAUGAGGAGGGAGCUACAGUAGAUACAGAACGGACUCACAGUUCAUUCCGUGUGCCAAAUAGGGAAAUGUCGUUAUGGUCAUUUUUUGAUGAACGGGCAUCUGAGCAAAGACCAACCCCAAUCGCAACUGCCAUUGUGAUGUUGAGGCAGUACAUGGAAACGCCCCUGUUUAACAGGAAGAAGGAUCCCAUGGAGUAUUGGAGAGACCACGAAAGAACCUUUCCGGAACUUUACAAAAUGGCAAAAAAAUACUUGUGUAUUCCUGCAACGUCAGUGCCAUCGGAGAGGCUUUUUUCAAAAGCAGGCUAUGUGCUGUCAGAACGGCGUAAUAGAUUAUCAUCAGAUAAAAUGAACGAGAUAAUUUUUCUUAAUCACAAUAUUGAAACCCAAAAAAAAUAAACCGUUAGGCUUCUUAUCCAGGCUAGGCUUGACCUAUGCCCAACAUUUUACUCUUGUUUUUUAUUUUAUUUAACGAUUUUAUUUAACUUUAACCUGCUGUUACUAUUUUGUUAACUGUAUAGUUAUACAUAGAGGUCUGUAUGGCAGUCGUAGUAGAUAGGCGCAUACUUGGUUAUUUAAUGUUAGUGUUUCAUCAUCAUCAUCAGCCAAUAAUCAUCCACUGCUGGACAUAGGCCUCUCCCAAGGAGCGCCACAACACUCGGUCCUCGGCCUUCCUCAUCCAACCACUACCCGCC